CAUACUCCCAUACACCGUCCUUUCUCCCCCGCCCCGUAUCACCCCCGCCUGGGCCCUGCCACAUUCCACCGCCUCGCCUGCCCUACCAUGCCGGACAAGACCAGCUCACCGUCAGCCCCCGCCACCACCUCGAACACCAGCGACCGCCAACAUACCCAGCCGCAACCCGCCGACGAUGACAGAUCCCAGCAGCCAGACGUAGAGUCGCCAGAGCCAAGUGGAGCCGAGAGGGAACAGGUCGAGGAGGAGGCCGCGGCCGAAGCGGACGACGAGUCAGACGACGAGGAGCCAGAGACCGGCGAUGAAAUCAUCGACAUGGAAACGUUCCAGCAAAUCAUGGACAUGGACGAGGAAGACGACGUGGACGAAGAUAGUGAUGAAAAACAUUCGUUCUCAAAGGGUAUCGUGUGGGGAUACUUUACUCAGGCCGAAGAGACGUUCAAGGAUAUGGAAGAUGCUCUCUCCCGCAAGGACCUUUCCAAACUCUCCUCUCUCGGCCACUUUCUCAAAGGCUCGUCCGCCGCGCUUGGUAUCAUCAAAGUCCAAGCCUCGUGUGAAAAGAUGCAGCACUAUGGCAAUCUUCGCGACGAAGAAGCCGGUGCUGACCUUGAUGACGCCGAGGCUCUCAAGCGGAUCGACGCGUUAUUGGUCAAGUGCAAGAAGGAUUACAAGGCGGCUAAGAACUGGAUGGUCAAGAUGUACGAUGAUCUCAAGUAAGAGAGACGGGUUAGAAUAAUAACAGACAGGACAAGUCGGUCAUUGUAGCUUGUAAUAUUGCGUUUUUUGGUGAAGGGGAAGGGAUUUAUUCUCAGCCUUUUUUGAAAUCUUUGUUUCGACCUUUACAACUUGUGGAUUUAUCGUGCUGGCCCGUUUUUGUUUAUAUCUACCCACCUCGUUUAUUUUUUCCACCUUUAACACCGUCUCCCCUUUCGUUUCAUGCCUCAAUCAUUAAUCGCGUUCCAACUUGACUUUUUUUCUAUACAUACUUCUACAAUUGUUUACAGCACGUGUAGCACCAUCGUUCUUUUUUUUUCUUUUGUUAGCAAAUCCCCCCACCACCACCACGCACGGACCGGCAGUGUGACGUUUGAGAAGAGAAUGUAGUAGAGGAGGUAGAUGAUGUGAAGGAAAAAAAAAGAGAGCACGAGAAGGAACGGUAGAUAUCAUACCUGUGCAUUUUACGUUUUAUUGUCUUUUAAAUGCAG
Messenger RNA from Cryptococcus deneoformans JEC21, 1205 nucleotides. Its product is annotated as transferase, putative. Gene Ontology annotation, cellular component: cytoplasm; nucleus. Gene Ontology annotation, biological process: phosphorylation; phosphorelay signal transduction system. NCBI's taxonomy places the organism in Eukaryota, Fungi, Basidiomycota, Tremellomycetes, Tremellales, Cryptococcaceae. Gene Ontology annotation, molecular function: histidine phosphotransfer kinase activity; protein histidine kinase binding. The transcript is spliced from 3 exons. The coding region runs from base 88 to 717 and encodes 209 amino acids. The record is from RefSeq and is a predicted model, not a curated record.